Rhodamnia argentea is the source of this 2247-nucleotide messenger RNA. RefSeq names its product aspartyl protease family protein 2-like. Bases 452 to 2239 code for a protein of 595 amino acids. Lineage: Eukaryota; Viridiplantae; Streptophyta; Magnoliopsida; Myrtales; Myrtaceae. The transcript has a single exon. The record is from RefSeq and is a predicted model, not a curated record. Gene Ontology annotation, molecular function: aspartic-type endopeptidase activity. Gene Ontology annotation, biological process: proteolysis.
UAAUCGCACCACGCCCAGCACAAGACUCUGAAACCGCGUGUGAGGAGGGGGCCUGGUGGGUGACUACUGAGAGAAGCCCCCGGCAUUCAAAGUCUUUUAACAUCGAUUCCAGUCAUUCGACCCCCGACUCCUCUCGUUCACGCUUCUCCCUCUUUCCUUUUCUUCGCUCUUCCUCCAUUAAAUACAUUCCCAUCUCUCUUUUCCCUUUUCAACGUUUUGGUUCUACCGUGAUUCGUAGCACCCCCUUCAUUUCCCCCCCUCGGACCCCGCGCUGAAUCAGCUGGUUUUCGUUCGUUCUCUCGAGAAAUCUUUGGUGGGUUUCGAGUUUCCGAGCUGUACUGGGCUGAAAGCUUGGAGCUUUUCCUUCUUUCUGGAGCUCUGCUUUGUUGAUUCUAUGGUGGUUGCGUAGGACUUCUCUCCAGUGCUCGAUCGAGAGGAAGAGGUCAACGCUAUGGCAUCUAAAGUUUCGUCCUCGUUGUUGUGCUUUCUGGUCAUCAUCGCUUGCUUUUCUCGAUCAAUCUCCACGAUACAUGGCCACAACAGCCUAAAAUCGAAUGUCUCCACGCUCGCCGGGAUCGAAUUGCCCCAUCACAUGAGCUUCAAUGCCGUGUCCGCUUCAGCGAGCUCCGGCUGCAGCCUCUCGUCCUCUGAGGAGCCCAAAGACUCAGAGUCGACCUCGUCCUUUAUGCAGGCUUUGACCACUGAAGGAGAUGAAGAAGGCGAUGAUCGCGAUGACGGCGAGGAGAGUGGAGAAAUCGACAGCAGUCGAGCUUCUUCAUCGCGGCUCGAAUCGGAACCGUCGCAACCCCGAGAGCCGGUCAAGCUCCACCUGAAGCGCCGGCCGAGGGGGGGCGGCCGCGGGACGGAGCCCCGAGAGUCCGCGGAGGAGUUCAAGAUGUGGGACUUGAGCAGAAUUCACACUUUGCACCGGAGGGUCACAGAGAAGAAGAACCAGAACACCCUCACGAGGCUGAAAAAGGACAAAGCGAUGACGAAGCAGAGGUGGCCGAGGAAGGUGGUCGUCGAUGGGGCCGACCCGUCGCCCGCGCCAGCGCCGUCGCUGGAGGCCUACGCGGGCGGGCUCUCAGGCCGGCUAAUGGCGACUCUGGCCUCCGGUGUGAGCCAGGGCUCCGGUGAGUACUUCAUGGACGUGUUCAUCGGCACUCCUCCUAAACACUUCUCGUUGAUUCUGGACACCGGCAGUGACCUCAAUUGGAUCCAAUGCGUCCCCUGCUACGACUGCUUCGAGCAGAACGGGCCCCAUUACGAUCCCAGCGACUCCACCUCCUUCCGCAACAUAAGCUGCCGCGACCCCCGGUGCCAUCUGGUCUCAUCCCCGGACCCACCGCGGCCGUGCAACUCCGAUUCCCAGACCUGCCCUUACUUCUAUUGGUACGGCGACAGUUCGAACACGACGGGCGACUUCGCGCUCGAGACUUUCACGGUCAAUCUCACUUCACCUGCGGGGAAGUCUGAGUACCGCAAGGUGGAAGAUGUCAUGUUCGGGUGCGGCCACUGGAACCGGGGGCUCUUCCACGGGGCAGCAGGCCUGCUCGGGCUAGGGCGUGGCCCGCUCUCCUUCUCCUCGCAGCUCCGGUCCCUCUAUGGCCAUUCCUUCUCCUACUGCCUGGUCGACCGGAACAGUGACACAAGCGUGAGCAGCAAGCUCAUCUUUGGGGAGGACAGGGGCCUCCUAAGCCACCCCAAUCUGAACUACACUUCCUUUGUGGGCGGCCGAGACAACCCCGCCGAUACAUUUUACUAUGUCCAGAUCAAAUCGAUCCUUGUCGGAGGUGAAAUCCUGAAGAUCCCCGAAGAGACAUGGGCUUUAGGAUCGGAAGGCUCAGGUGGCACAAUCAUCGACUCCGGCACAACACUCAGCUACUUCGCGGAUCCCGCCUAUGAUGUGAUCAAACAGGCCUUCCUGGACAAGGUGAAAGGCUACCCUCUGGUCCAGGACAUUGAGAUCCUGCACCCUUGUUACAACAUCUCGGGCGUGGAGAGGGCGGAAUUCCCCGAGUUCGGGAUCUUGUUCGCCGACGGGGCCAUGUGGAACUUCCCUGUCGAGAACUACUUCAUCCCGCUGGUGCCGGGCGAGCUGGUGUGCCUGGCAAUCCUAGGGACGCCCCGGUCCGCGCUCUCGAUCAUCGGGAACUACCAGCAGCAGAACUUCCACAUCCUGUACGACACCAAGAAGUCGCGGCUCGGGUACGCGCCCACGCGGUGCGCCGAGGUUUGAACCCCGAA